UUGGAAUAGAGUGGACAAAUAUACAGAGAAAAUAAUUAAUUUAAUAUCGUGUUUUUUGCCCAUAGAGAAUGACAGGUGUAUAAUUAAGACACAAGGCUCCACUACUAUAUAUGUAGAAGACCCACAUUAUUUGCCAAGUUUCUGUUAAGUGUUGAAGGUCAGCCUUCAACUUAGACUUGGAUGGAAAGUUGGAUUGUAUGACUGCAAUAUAAAAAGUAGAAUUGGAAUGGAAGAGGCAUUGCCAUUAAUGAUUCAAUUCCCAUUUCUCACCACUGCUAUCGUUACAUACUAGUGGCAAGCCUUCGAUUAAUCUCCCACACACACGUCUUAUCUCUUACAACCUACAACGUGGGUGCGUCCUACCUCUCCUCCCCCAACUUGCUAAGCCAACAUGGACGAAGAACAACCAUCUUCACCACCACACCACCUCCGUCACCGCCACCAUCACCAUCACAGAAGAUGGGCGGAUCUAGUGAACAAGACCUUCAAUAAACCAAGGGCCUUCAUCAUCCUGCUUCUCAUAUCCUUCGUCCUUGGCUACCUCACCCACUCACAACCAGUACUUUCUCAAUCAGCCCAAGAUUUACUCGAUCACCACACCUUCUCACCACCUCGAUGUGGCGAUCCAGUUCCCCCCGCCUACGUCCGCCGAACAGUCAUCGACCGAGUCUUCAACGGCACCUCGCCCUGGGAAGGCUUCCCCCCGCCGCACAUUAACUCCCUCAUCAUGCAAGAAUGGACCAAAGGCUGGGGCUCACAAGCCCCCGUUUUCGAGCACCUCAUUCUCCAGGCGCAGCCCAAGAUUAUCAUCGAAGUCGGCACGUUUCUUGGCGCCUCGGCCACUCACAUGGCCGGGCUAAUUCGGAAACUGGGGCUGGACGCUCAGAUUCUCUGCAUAGACGACUUCCGGGGGUGGCCCGGAUACUACGACGAGGAAAAGAGCUUGAAAAUGGUGAACGGCGAUAGUUUGCUCUUGUACCAGUUUAUGCAAAACGUGGUGAAGGCUAACGCCACGGACUCCAUCAUGUUUCUGCCCUUCUCGACGAGUACGGCGCUGGGUGGGCUGUGUGAGUGGGGAGUGUACGGUGAUCUGGUGGAGAUAGACGCGGCUCAUGAUUUUCACUCGGCGUGGACAGAUAUCAACAACGCGUACAAGAUUUUGAGGCCUGGGGGGGUCCUUUUCGGGCAUGACUAUGUGUGGGUUGGUGUUCGGGACGCCGUCCAUUUGUUUGCUCGACUCCACGGCUUUCGUGUCAGAAUAGACGGAGAGCACUGGAUUUUAUACUAACUCCGUUUCGUCUUCCGUUCAAUAUUUCAUGCUUGUCAGAUUUCAAUUUAUCCAUGAAAAUUAAUCAGGUGCCGAAUGGAGUAAUUAAUAUUAAGAGAAUGAUAGUAUGCAGGAUUAAUUGCAACCAACACCCAUCCCCUGACGUUUACAUUUUCACCGUCUCCAAGUGAUAGCAUGGAGUUUAGGGGUACAGUGUACCUUGUUUUUGUUUAUGAGAUUUUUGUUUAUUGCAUUUAAUUCAAUUUCUGUA
Sesamum indicum (sesame) is the source of this 1538-nucleotide messenger RNA. RefSeq lists its product as uncharacterized. The record is from RefSeq and is a predicted model, not a curated record. NCBI's taxonomy places the organism in Eukaryota, Viridiplantae, Streptophyta, Magnoliopsida, Lamiales, Pedaliaceae.